Messenger RNA from Corapipo altera (White-ruffed manakin), 10132 nucleotides. It is a transcript of the gene LRP5, whose product is annotated as LDL receptor related protein 5. The coding region runs from base 92 to 4945 and encodes 1617 amino acids. The transcript is spliced from 23 exons. NCBI's taxonomy places the organism in Eukaryota, Metazoa, Chordata, Aves, Passeriformes, Pipridae. Gene Ontology annotation, molecular function: Wnt-protein binding; Wnt receptor activity. Gene Ontology annotation, biological process: canonical Wnt signaling pathway. The record is from RefSeq and is a predicted model, not a curated record.
CCCGCCUCCCUCCUCGCCGAGCGCAGCGCCCCGAGCAUGGAUCCUGCUUGAGCAGCUCCGAGGGCUCCGGCGGCUGCUGCGGCGGCACAACAUGGAGGCGGCGGCCCCGCCGCUCCCGCUGCUGCUGCUGCUGCGGCUCCUGGCCGCCUCGGUGCUGCGCUGCGAGCCGGGCCCGGCCGGGGCAUCUCCCCUUCUGCUUUUUGCCAACCGGCGGGAUGUUCGACUUGUGGAUGCUGGAGGCACGAAGCUGGAGUCCACUGUGGUGGUCAGUGGUUUAGAGGAUGCUGCUGCAGUUGACUUCCAGUAUUCACAGGGCAUCGUUUUCUGGACAGAUGUGAGUGAAGAAGCCAUCAAGCAAACUUACAUUAACCAAACCGGGAAUGUGGUACAGAAUGUCAUCAUUUCUGGUCUGGUUUCCCCGGAUGGCCUGGCGUGUGAUUGGAUUGGGAAAAAACUUUACUGGACGGAUUCAGAAACCAAUAGGAUAGAAGUAGCUAAUCUCAAUGGAACAUCUAGGAAAGUCCUCUUCUGGCAAGACCUUGAUCAGCCCAGGGCAAUAGCUUUGGAUCCUGCUCAUGGAUACAUGUAUUGGACUGACUGGGGUGAAACACCCAGGAUAGAACGGGCAGGAAUGGACAGCAGCAUGCGAAAAAUAAUUGUUGAUUCAGAUAUUUAUUGGCCAAAUGGACUCACGAUAGAUCUUGACGAGCAGAAACUUUACUGGGCUGAUGCAAAACUGAGUUUCAUUCAUAGGGCAAAUCUGGAUGGUUCUUUUAGGCAAAAAGUUGUUGAAGGCAGUCUUACUCAUCCCUUUGCUCUGACGUUGUCUGGGGACACUUUGUAUUGGACGGACUGGCAAACGCGCUCCAUUCACGCCUGUAACAAAAGGACGGGAGAGAAAAGAAGAGAAAUAUUGUCUGCCCUGUAUUCUCCGAUGGACAUCCAGGUUCUAAGUCCAGACCGGCAGCCAUACUUUCACACUCCAUGUGAAGAAAACAACGGUGGUUGCUCCCAUCUGUGCCUGCUGUCUCCAAGAGACCCCUUCUACAGCUGUGCCUGUCCCACUGGUGUGCAGCUAGAAGAUGAUGGCAGAACAUGCAAAGCAGGUGCUGAAGAAGUCUUGCUGCUCGCUAGAAGAACUGACUUGAGAAGGAUUUCCCUGGACACGCCAGAUUUCACUGACAUUAUUCUGCAGAUAGACAAUAUCAGACAUGCAAUUGCCAUAGACUAUGAUCCUGUGGAAGGCUACAUCUACUGGACUGAUGAUGAUGUCCGGGCAAUUCGUCGGGCCUACCUUGAUGGUGCUGGAGCACAAACUCUGGUAACCACAGAAAUCAACCAUCCAGAUGGUAUUGCUGUGGAUUGGGUGGCGAGGAACCUGUACUGGACUGAUACUGGAACAGACCGCAUUGAAGUGACCCGGUUGAAUGGGACAUCAAGAAAGAUACUUAUCUCAGAAAACCUGGAUGAACCUCGGGCCAUAGUGCUCAAUCCUGUCAUGGGCUACAUGUAUUGGACAGACUGGGGUGAAAGUCCAAAGAUAGAGUGUGCUUAUUUGGAUGGCUCAGAAAGGCGAGUUCUGGUCAAUACGUCCCUUGGUUGGCCCAAUGGCUUGGCACUGGAUCUUGAAAAAAACAAGCUUUACUGGGGAGAUGCAAAAACAGAUAAAAUUGAGGUCAUAAAUGUUGAUGGAACAAUGAGGAAAACCCUUCUAGAAGAUAAACUUCCACAUAUAUUUGGGUUCACACUGCUGGGAGAUUACAUCUACUGGACUGACUGGCAGAGACGAAGCAUUGAAAGAGUUCACAAGAUAAAGGCCAGCAGAGAUAUCAUUAUUGACCAGCUGCCAGAUUUAAUGGGCCUUAAAGCAACAAGUGUUACCAAAGUGUUUGGAACUAAUUCAUGUGCAGAGAACAAUGGAGGCUGCAGCCAUUUGUGUUUCUUUACGCCCCAGGAGACCAGGUGUGCCUGUCCCAUUGGCCUUGAGCUGUUGAGUGACAUGAAGACUUGCAUCAUUCCUGAAGCCUUCUUAGUUUUCACAAGCAGAGCAGCAAUUCAUAGGAUUUCCCUUGAAACCAAUAAUAAUGAUGUUGCUAUUCCUCUUACUGGAGUCAAGGAAGCAUCUGCUCUGGAUUUUGAUGUCUCUGAUAACAGAAUCUAUUGGACUGAUGUUAGUUUGAAGACCAUAAGCCGAGCUUUCAUGAAUGGGAGCUCUGUUGAACAUGUGAUUGAGUUUGGGCUAGAUUAUCCUGAGGGAAUGGCUGUAGACUGGAUGGGGAAGAACCUCUACUGGGCAGAUACUGGGACCAAUCGUAUUGAAGUAGCCCGCCUGGAUGGACAGUAUAGGCAGGUCCUUGUGUGGAAGGACUUGGACAACCCGAGGUCUCUGGCUCUUGAUCCUACUAAAGGAUACAUGUACUGGACUGAGUGGGGAGGAAAACCAAGGAUUGUUCGAGCGUUUAUGGAUGGAACAAACAGCAUCACUUUGGUGGACAAAGUGGGUCGUGCCAAUGACCUCACUAUUGAUUAUGUGGACCAAAGGCUCUAUUGGACUGACUUGGACACAAGCAUGAUUGAGUCAUCAAAUAUGCUCGGACAAGAACGAGAAAUCAUAGCAGAUGAUCUACCUCAUCCAUUUGGAUUGACCCAAUACAGUGACUACAUCUACUGGACAGACUGGAACCUUCACAGCAUAGAAAGAGCAGACAAGACCAGUGGGAAGAACAGGACACUUAUUCAGGGCCAUCUGGACUUUGUGAUGGAUAUAUUGGUCUUCCAUUCUUCACGUCAGGAUGGCUUGAAUGAUUGUGUGCAAAAUAAUGGCCACUGUGGUCAUUUGUGCCUUGCCAUACCAAAUGGAUUUAGGUGUGGCUGUGCUGCUCAUUAUACCUUGGAUCCCAACAGCAGGAACUGUAGUUCCCCUGCCAGUUUCCUGUUAUUUAGCCAGAAAUCUGCCAUCAGCCGGAUGAUACCAGAUGAUCAGCAAAGUCCAGAUAUCAUCCUACCUAUGCAUGGUCUGAGGAACGUCAAGGCUAUUGAUUAUGAUCCUUUAGAUAAAUUGAUCUAUUGGGUGGAUGGACGUCAGAAUAUUAUAAAAAGAGCCAAAGAUGAUGGCACUCAGCCUUUCACUGUGAUGAGUACUCCAAACCAAAGUCAGAACCCGGAGAAGCAGCCACAUGACCUCAGCAUCGAUAUAUACAGCCAUACCUUGUACUGGACCUGUGAGGCCACAAAUUCAGUCAAUGUCCACAGGCUGAACGGCGAGUCAAUCGGGAUGGUGCUGCGAGGGGACCACGACAGGCCCAGAGCCAUUGUAGUGAAUGCAGAGCGAGGGUACAUGUACUUCACCAACAUGCAGGAGCGAGCCCCCAAGAUUGAGCGUGCAGCCCUUGAUGGCACAGAGAGAGAAGUGCUUUUUACAACUGGGUUGAUCCGACCAGUAGCGCUGGUGGUUGACAACAAACUUGGAAAGCUUUUCUGGGUGGAUGCAGAUCUGAAGCGCAUUGAAAGCUGUGACCUGUCAGGUGCUAACCGUGUGACCCUAGAGGACUCCAACAUCCUUCAGCCCAUGGGACUCACUGUGCUGGGGAAUCACUUGUAUUGGAUUGAUCGUCAGCAACAAAUGAUUGAGAGAGUGGAGAAAGUGAAUGGGUACAAAAGGACUAGAAUUCAAGGCCGGAUUGCUCACCUAACAGGCAUUCAUGCUGUGGAAGAGCUUGAUAUGGAAGAAUUCUCUGUGCAUCCAUGCUCCCGUGACAAUGGUGGAUGUUCACACAUCUGCAUUGCCAAAGGAGAUGGAACUCCAAGAUGUUCAUGCCCCGAGCACCUUGUGCUUCUACAGAAUCUCUUAACAUGUGGAGAACCUCCAACUUGCUCCCCAGACCAGUUUACCUGUGCAACUGGAGAGAUUGACUGUAUCCCAAUGGCAUGGCGGUGUGAUGGAUUUCCUGAGUGUGAUGACCAGAGUGAUGAAGACAGUUGCCCCAUAUGCUCUGCAUCCCAGUUCCAGUGUGAGAAGGGACAGUGUAUUGAUGCACACUUGCGAUGUAAUGGAGAAAUUGACUGUCAAGAUAAAUCUGAUGAAGCAGAUUGUGAUACAAUUUGUCUACCCAAUCAGUUCCGAUGCGCAAGUGGCCAGUGCAUCCUCCUGAAGCAACAGUGUGACUCCUUUCCAGAUUGUAUUGAUGGUUCUGAUGAGCUUAUGUGUGAAAAAUCAAAGCCAGCCUCAGAUGAGUCACAGCCACACAGUAGUGCCAUCGGUCCUGUCAUUGGUAUAAUACUGUCACUUUUUGUCAUGGGAGGAAUGUACUUUGUUUGCCAGCGAGUGGUGUGUCAGCGCUAUGCUGGGCCCAACAGUCCUUUUCCACAUGAGUAUGUCAGUGGCACCCCUCAUGUCCCUCUUAAUUUUAUUGCUCCGGGAAGUUCUCAGCACGGCACUUUUACUGGCAUCUCUUGUGGAAAGUCCAUGAUUAGCUCCAUGAGUCUCAUGGGAGGAAGCAGUGGUGCCCCACUGUAUGACAGAAACCAUGUUACUGGAGCCUCUUCAAGUAGCUCAUCCAGCACUAAAGCCACUUUCUACCCACAGAUCUUGAACCCACCUCCUUCCCCAGCUACUGAUCGCUCCCUGUAUAAUGCAGAGAUGUUUUAUUCCUCAAACAUUCCUUCAAACACAAGAUCAUACAGGCCGUACCUUAUACGAGGGAUAGCUCCACCCACAACCCCGUGCAGCACUGAUGUUUGUGACAGUGACUAUACUACCAGUCGAUGGAAGGCCAACAAAUACUAUAUAGAUUUAAAUUCAGACUCAGAUCCUUAUCCCCCUCCGCCCACACCUCGCAGUCAGUACAUGUCGGCAGAAGAAAGUUGCCCUCCGUCUCCUGCCACGGAACGAAGCUAUUUUCACCUCUAUCCCCCUCCACCCUCUCCUUGUACAGACUCUUCAUGACCUCAACAGAAGGAACUUUUCCUGUAAAUAUUUUAAAAUAUGAACAGAUUUAAAAUAUAUAUUUUAUGAUUUAAAAAUAAAUCUGGGUGGGAAUUAAACAAAACUAAAUGUGAAUAAAAAUGGGUGGGAGGGAUGGGGCUGUGAAAAAUUGUACAGAGGAAGAAUAUUUAUAAAAUUGAUUUUUUUAACUUAAUUUCCAUUCUUUUGUGCCAUAUUUGCCUUUUUGAAGUCAUGUAACUGACUCGGUCUCCAAAGGAUUUGGGGAGGGAAUGUUGAGACUUUCUGCAUUUUUAAGUCACCUUUUUACAUGCAAAGUUUAUGUAGUCCUUUUUAUUAAUGUGAAACAAGAAAACAAAGUGGCUUGUGAGAGGAGGAGGUGUCUAAAGAAAGAUGCAUGUUUAUCUGUAGAGAAGUAAUACACAUUUAAGUACAAUUAAUGUCAAUAUCAUCCCUUCACCACCACUGGGAGAAAACAUGCAUGAUCACAGCCCUUAGAUGCUCCUGUUUGCGAGUGAGCUGAAUGCUUGCCAGCAGAACUUGUGUGCCAAGACCUGAAUUUUAAACCUCCUUCUGCAUUUGCUUAAGCAUUGAACUGAAAGAACUCUUCUUUUGGCCAAAACCUUCCAGCUUAACUAAACCCACAGGCAUCAUGUCCUACCUCAUGUCAGUACCACUCUGCACAUGACCAAUUCUGUAACUGAUUUAAGUUAAAUAAGAUAACCAGUCCUAAAAACCUUUGUUUAGUUCUGAUCAGUUCUCCACUUGUCUGGGUGAAUGGUAGCAGAAGCAGUUGUAUUGAUCUGUGGGUGAGAGCAAAGGUCAAGUUUAAGGUGGUAUUUAAGGGAAGAGAAACGCCCAAUAAACUGCAGAUUUGGUCAGACUCACCAUUUUAAAUGUAAUCAAACCAAGCUCCUUCAUCCUUCCUUGUGAAACUCUGAUGACUGUCUGGGAAGAGGCUGAAAUAGUCAGCUGGUUCUCAAAAGACAGUGCUAGUUCUCUUUUUCCCAGAAGUCCAGUAAUCACUCUGCCAGGUCUCUGAGAUAUUCACCGGUGUUGAUUUGAUCAGAGAAUUGCUUCAUCUCUUAAUGUCCAUUUUCCAAGUGGAAUUAUCACUUGUACUCACAUGAGGAAAGUUGUUUGAGUUUUAAUCAGUGUUUGUAGAAAAUGGUAUCUGCAUAGCUCAAAUUAAAAAUGCAUUCGAACAGUUUAGUCAUAUUCCACAGAAAUUUGCCACGUAAUUCAGAUUUAGAAAUAGACAAAAAAAAAGAACAGAGGGAGAAAAGACAAAUACUCGUUUACCCUUUGUGUUGAAAUACAAAAGAUGAACUCUAAUACAAACUGUUGUAACCUAAGGACAUCAAGAUCAGCAAAGUGCUUGUGUUCCCAACUCCUAGCAAAAAAAAUCACUUUGGGAAUGGGGGAGCUAGGAUCAGUCCCUUUCAAAUUCAGAAGAUAAAUUGUUGCUUUGAUUGCUCUUUUGCUGUAGCAAAAGGGAUUGGUUUUUGUUAUGGCACUUUAUAAAUUCAGCACUGGUAAUGAUAAUGUGAGUGCGUCCUUGGGACAUCUGAGGGAAGUUCUGAAUAUGCAAACUUGCACCUGUUUCUGCAGCUGCUGAAUAACAGAUGCGUUGGGCCUCUGACAGCUUUAAUAUUGACGGCAAAAAUGAAAAGUUUUCUUGUUUGAACUUAAAUUGUAACUUGGUUUUGGGUCUUUUUAGCAAGUUACUUGAGAGCACAUCAGAGAAACCCUACAACUCUGGGAGAGAGGUCUUUGUUGUGGUGGUGGAAGGGCUGGGACCACAGUGUUCUGAUCUAGUUUGUGUUUAUUACUCCAGAUCUGUUCUUCCUGUCUGUAUAGUACAAGGAUAGGAUUUGUGCUGUCACUGACUGCUGUCAGUGAAGCUCUUAAAGUAGGUUUUACUAUCUUAUCACUAAAUUUUUCCUUGAGAAAUUAAGCACAAAGAAGAUGUCCAUGGUUUUUCAUAGAGAAAAGUACAGAAAGGGAGAAUACAGCACUGGAGUUUAAGAAUGGAUUCUUUCCUCAUCCCCUAUGAAGAUUAGUAAUUUUGUAGUAUGCCAUGAUGGACAAGAUCAUAGUUUGUUCUUGGAGUGACUUGGUACAUCUCUGAACUAGUGGUUUGGUGAAAAAAAGCAAUUCUCACAUGAUCAUGUUUCAAUUAACUAAAUUAGGAAUAUAGAUGCACAGAAUAUUUUAUGAACCACAACAGUCAUAUAAGAAGGUAUUUGUUCUGCAUUACAGCAGUUGGUAGUCCAAUAUCAUCUCAUAUGUAAUUUUCUGCAUGAUAACUAUUCACUGUUUAUAAUGAAUUCAUUAGUUGUUUUGUGUUACAAUUCUAGCUUAGAGAAAUACCACAUUAAUUUUCCUGUAUUCCUGUGAUGACACUGGAUGCAAAAUUACUUCAAUUUUUUUUUUCAUUAAACCACUGAUCUUUUUUAAGAGCCACAAUUAUAACAAGCAUAACCACUUCAUCUGAAGACUUGUAUCCUAUUACAAACCUUGGAAUUGAGUCCAAGGAAAUUAUCAUUCUUGCUGAAAGCUAAACUCUCUUAAAAGUCACAUUCUUUUGGACCUUAAGUGUUCAGAAGGAAGGAAGCAUUUGCUGAAUGGGAUAAAUUAAGUGUACAUUUUUAUUUCAGUUGAACAUUCAUAGCCUCUUGCUGCUGAUGUUUGCUGAGAAAUUCCCUCCUCCGAGGCACCUGAAGUUUGGUGAACAGAAUCUAAGCCCCAUAUUGCUCCAUAAUACUGACAUUAAAAGCCUCUUCCAAAAAAGAUUGUAUACAAAUUUAGCAUCUUAACAUUUAAAUACUAAAUACUAGAUUUGAUUGCUGUAGACUGCUGCUGCACUGUAGAGUGCAGUAGAUUACUGCAGUCCUUAUGUUAGAAAAGACGAGAAAGAAAAUUUGAGUGACAGGAGUGACUUCUCUCCAGAAAUAACUCCACUGUGUACUUAAUGGUUUCUAUCCUGUGAGCUUUCAGACUAAAACAUAGAAAAUAGGUGCUAUUUUCUAGAUCAGGAUGAGAGAAAGAGUUGCAGGGAAUUAGUGAAUACUUAUGACAAGUUGUAGCAGUUCAGGGAUGAAUGGGAAAUAUGGGAGGGGAAAGUUGUAUUUUUGUAAGGUUUAAGCAUAGUUUUAUUAAUGCAAAAGUUUUCUGUGAGAAAGUGGACUGAAAUAUUCUGAGAGUUCUACCCUAAGAACCUGCAGGAGGUGCAUGUAAUUUGACUACCUGUGUGAGCUUGUGAGUACUUGAAUCAGUGUUUUCAACCACUAUUUUCCAAGCCCGUUAUGACUGCAUAUUAGCACUUGGAACAACUCACAGUGUGGUACAGAAUGGUGUCUGCAGAGCAGCUAGUAAUGGACAAAUGAUAUGAUUGACUCUGUUUACAUUUAAAGGAGAGAUGUCCUAGCAGAGAGCAUCUUACCUGCCUUCCAGUGCGGUCAGGAAAGCAGCCACUUGGUCAUCUUCUCUUUUGUGGAAUUUGUCCUGUCUGCAGGGCAGGUGUAGCAGCAGUGUGGAGCUAUAGGUAAAUGGACAAGUAAUCAUCUUUGACAGUGAAGUAUUCUUUAAUUCCAAGGAAAGUUUUCUGUAAAUUGUCACAGAAUUAUGGCUUGACUUUAGUUCAACUGGACUGGUCAACAGCUGCUGCACCUUUAAAUUUGCAGUGGAGGUAAUGAGUUUGUUCAUUAUUGCUGGAUGAGUUUGAGGAAAUGUCACGAGCACUAUCCCAGCUGUUUUACUUAGACUUCUCCUGUCUGGACAGAUCGCUAAAGAGCAUUUAGUCUAAGAUUAAGCUAAAUCUGUAUGUAUGACAAAUAAUGUCUUCUUCAGGAUAGCGUCAGUACAAAAUGCUCCAUGUCUAAAAAUGAGAUUGUGUCAUUAUCAGCAUAUUUUAAAGAGGAAGGCAAAAAAGAGUAGAAAAAAUUAUUUUGAAAUAAAGGCUUUGAUUUUCAGUAAUAAACCUUCAUUUCUGUGGUUUGCAAAGGGUGCAAGCACUUCCCUAAAAAUUCUAAUUCUUUUCAAAGUAACAAAAAAAUGGUCUCUUCUUUCGAUACUUGUUCUAUACACUUAGGAUGGGCUUUCUGGAAAUCUCCAGGCCCAUUUACCCUAGAUCUGUUCUCCAUCUGGUGUCUAGAAGGUCAUAUGCAAGAUCUAGGACUCACCAUAUUCUCCCCAUUUUAUGCCAACUGGUGCCUCUUGGAUUCUGGGUCUUUUGACAUUCUGAAGCUCUGUACACAGCAGUGAAAAAAGAUUUGGAAGCAGGAGUACUCAAGUGAGGGCUGGUCACGCUGGACUGAUGUCAUUCCUCCAUUGUCUGCAGGGUCAGAUCCCUCUGCUAGGGAGAGCUCUUGUGCUGCUCUUCAUCGGAGCCUCUAAAGCAUAUUGUACUACUUUACAAGUGUGCAGAGUUAAACUUCACAAAUGUUGUGUGUCCUUUUUGCUUCGAGCAUUUUUGGAAGCAGAUUUUUUAUGUCAGUCAUUUUGUUGGGGUUUAUGUUAAGUCAGUCCAAAUGAGUAGCUGUGCUUACAAUUGUACCACAAGUGAUAUCCAUUAAUGUCAGGAAAUGAAAACAGAAGGCAAGCAUGUUCCCAAUAAUUAAUAACACACAAGAUUGCCUGGCACGGAGCCCUGAAUUGGAAGUAACAUAUUUGCUCUUAACAGUGCUGAAGGGCAUUUUGUAAACAUCCAUGCCUGGACAGAGCCUUAGACAAGCCACUGUCAAAGAUGAUAACUGUUUACAGAUCAGUCAUUUGGUUGUUUCUAUGUUUGUUAUGACUCCAUUAUGAAUUAUGAGUACAGUCUUCACUGUAAAUUUGGCUCAUUGGUAGAAGAUUCACUGAAGGCUGAAUCCUAAACUCUGAGAGGUGUCUGCUGUUUCUGCUGCUGUUCCCUUAGGUACUGCAAUACUUUCUUAUCAUCAUUAUAUGUAAAACUCCCCUUCUUCAGCUGUUGUAACUUUAGCUAAACAGCUUAGGAGAUUUACUACAUGUUAAAAGAAAUACUAAUAUACAUAGAUAUUUUCAAUCCUGUCAGGUCUUCUACCUCUCCUCCUGAGAACACUCCAGUUUUUGUAAAGGGUAUCUUCCUUUUAGUUGUUUAUUUUGAGGUUGGCCAACUGUGCUGUGGGCCUUUUCACAGUGGAUCAUACCCCUGUAGGGAAAAAACUG